AUGUACCCGACGUGGGGUUUGUACGGGGCGGCCCCGGGGCCCUACCCGCCGCCGCCCACGAUGAUGCCGCCUCCACCGUUGCCUGGGCCUCCGCCGGCCGUGCUCUCCUCCGCCCUGCCGCCGCAGGGCCCUGGGGGGCCGCCGCCUUACGCGGCCUCCUCGGCGGCUGCCGCCGCUGCCCCAGUGAGCGGCUCGUCGGGCUUUCUGAGCCUGCAGGAGCAGCACCUGGCCCAGCUGCAGCAGCUCCAGCAAAUGCACCAGAAGCAGCUGCAGUCGGUGCUGUUGGGGGGCCCCCCUCCGCCCGGGGCGCCUCCGCCCAGCCUGCCGCCGCCUCCCCUGCCCAGCGCCUCGGCCCCUGCGACCUCCUGGCAGCCGCCUGCCCCCCCCGGGCCCCCUCCCGCCCGCACUUACCAGAACCAGUUUAAGCACCGCGACCCGCCGCUUCCUCCUCGCGACCCGCCGAUGCGCAACCCCCCAUUGCCCCCUUUGCCCCGGACGGAGGAGACCGGGGAGCCGCCUCAGGCUCGCCAGGAGUGGGAGAGCGCCGCCCCCUCGGACAGCCCCGACAUGGACAUGGACUUGUCCUCUCCGCCACAGUCGCCCACCCAGUCUUACCUGUCCCCCCUCGAGGCUGACUCUUACGCCCUUGCCUCUCAAAUCCUGCCCUCGCAGACCCACACUCCCCCACCUCACUCUUUCCAGGCCCAUUCGCAGUUGCCUCAGGGGUUUUCAGAACAGCCUUUCGCCGAACCUCCUCCUGCAGCGGUUUCUCAGUCUUACUUGUCCCAGCCUUACCAACCCACUUCCCAGCCGUCGUCUUCCCAGUCAGUUCAGUCCAGUGCUCCCGCGAUCUCCCAGUCUGAAUCUCGCUUCGCCUCAACCCAGAUUUCACAGCCUGCCCCUGAACCCCAAGAGUUCAGACUGGGCAGUGGAGAGAACGCAGAUAACAGGUGUGAGCGACUGCAAAGCGCCUCCCGUGCAGACCUCUCCACAAUGACUCCCCAGGAACAGCAGCAAUAUUGGUAUCAACAGCAUCUGCUUACUCUGCAGCAGAGGGCAAAAGCACAUGCACUGGGACAGCAGCUGCCACAAGAUCUAGGCGUUGCAAAUGAUGCUCCUGAGCAGAGGCAAGAAGAAAGGGAAAAAUCUCUUUCUGACCAGCUUUCUGAGCCCGCCUUGCAUUGCGAACCCCUAUUACCUCAUUCCAAAGAUGAUGACCUUCCUUUGUCAUCUGUUGAACCCAAGCUGACCAUCAAACCACCAGAGGACCCUGAGGAAAGUUUAAGGUUGCAGCAGCUGCAGGCAGCAGCGACCCAAUGGCAGCAGCAUCCACAGCAGCGAGUGGGCUUCCAGUACCAGAGAAUUAUGCAAAAGCAUACACAGUUGCAACAGAUUCUGCAUCGCUAUCAACAGAUCAUACAACAACCACCACAUUUGCCUACAAUGUCAGCAGAGAUGCAGCUACAGCAUUAUGAGACACAGCACAAAAAAUUCCUGCCUCUUUAUAAAGAGUGGGAACGGGAAUUUCAGCAGUGGCAGGAUCAGCUCCAGGCCUAUCCUCACAAGGACCAACUUCAUGAGUGCGAGAAACAGUGGAAGAUGUGGCAGGGGCAGAUGAAAGCCACGCAGAACCACUUGCAGGAAAAAUUGAAGUCCCUUCGAAAGAUGAGCAGUCAAUAUGCUGGGGGUACAACUGUUCCACCUCAGUUUUCUCCAUAUUCUCAAACCACUCAAGGUGGAAUGCCUAUUAUGCCCUCUACUUUGCCCUCAGCAACGCUGUCUGUAACAUCCACCGGGUUCUCUUCUGGCUCUCACGCAUCUGAUAUAUCCGGUCCCAAAGACUCUGGUCCUCAGAGUACCCAGAUCACUGAAACUGCAAGGCCAGCCCCGUUUUCUUCCUCAGCUGCUUUUCCUUUUAAAUCGGCCGAGUCGCCUGCCUCUUUCCAUGCAACAGAGGUCACCAGGCCAGCUCUCCUUCGUACUCCCACAUCUCCUCCUUAUACAUUUAAAGCAACAGAGUCACCUGCUGCCUCUCAGACCAUGGAGACAACCAGGCCGGCUCUCCUUCCUACCCCUGCUAGUUCUUCUUUUUCAUUCAAAAUGACCGAUUCUUCUGCCACCUCCCAAGCCACUGAGACAGGCAGACCAGCUCUCCUUCCUACCCCUGCUAGUUCUUUUUCAUUCAAAAUGACUGAUUCGCCUACCACCUCACACGCCAUUGAGACAGCUAGGCCGGCUCUACUUCCUACUCCUACCCCUUCUUCUUUUUCUUAUAAAGCUUCAGAUUCAUCUACCACAAUGCCUUACCACUCGAACGUGACAUCCUCGGCUAGUUCUUCUGACCAAGGCAGUUCUUGCAUUCCUCUGGGCAAACAGUCAAUGCCAUUUGGUUCUGUCUCAUCUGAACUUGGCUCUGCUGAAGUGAAGCCCCCUUCUACGGUGUCCUCAUCAUCUGCAGCCACCACCACUGCCACCACUACCUAUCAGAACAAACCAGUGAGAUCAGCUGGGUUUCCUGAAUCUCCCAGAGGGCCAUGCUUUGAUGGCCCCAGGGGUCCAAGGUUUGAUGGACCACGGGGAAGGAGCUUUGAGAGAUUUGAAGCUCCAAGACAGAGAGGGCCCCAUUUUCAGGGCCAGCGCUUAGAAGGCCCAAGGCCAAGACUUCAAAAUCAGCAAAUGGAUGGGUCUUCCAGCAAACAGGGGACAAUCCCCCGGGGCCCAGCAGCAGCAUUCUAUUCUCCUCCAAGUGCAUCGCCAAUGCAGGCUUCCCAAACAGGUGGACCGCAGUGGCGGGGGUCUAGGCCUCUUUCAGGUCAGCAGCAUCCUCAAGCAGAGGGUCACGACACUUUUGGUGACGUGGCCAGCAGUCAGGCAGCUGCAAACCAUUCUAAACCUCCACUAGAUAGAAAAAAUUCUGGUCAGCUUCAGCCAGGUAAAGGCCCGUCUAACAUGCACCAAAAUACAUCCAGAAUAGAUGGCAAAGAAGUGGCAUCAGAAGCCAAAAAAUGGAGCACCACAGAGGCUGGGCGGCAGAUAGAAGCAUCCAAAGCAGCUGCUUCUUUGUCAUCAGUUUCUGCUCAUCCUCCAAAACCAGGAGGGAAAGGAGCAUUGCUGCCAAAGCCAGGACUCGGAAAUAAAGACUUGAACGCCUCAGAGAGUAAAUUGGCUUCAUCUGAAAAUAAUCAGAACAAGGAACCAUCUAAACUAGAAGGCAGAGCAAGGGGGCAAAUUAAGCCAGGAGAUAACCAAGCAACAGGACCAGCUGGCAGAGGUAGGGGCCAGGGUAGGAUAGAGGAUACGAGAGGUAGAGGCCGGGCCAGGGGCAGGGGAAAUCCAAAUAGAGGUAGAGGCAGAGGUCAAACUAGAGAUGUAGCAGGCAGAGGCUUAAACAGUGGGGCAGAAAUCCAUGAGAAGCUGCCAGAUAGACAGUCAGGCAGCUGGGAAGCAGGCAACCAGGAGAGAGUACUGGGCAGGAGAUCCAGGAGCCAGGACAGAGGGUUACCAGCUAGAGAUAGGGAGCCAGGUCAUCGGAUGGGUAGCAGAGAGAGAGGCCGUGCAAGUAGCCGGGAGAGGGAACCAGUCAGACGGCCUGGUAGCCGGGAGAGGGAACCAGUCAGACGGCCUAGUAGCCGGGAGAGGGGACUAGAUCGGCAGGCUAGUAGCCGGGAAAGGGGCCCUGGUCGACAAGCUGGUAGCAGAGAGAGAGGCUCAGAUCGGCGACCUAGUAGCCGAGACAGAGACCCAGUCAGAAGGCCUAGUAGCCAGGAAAGGGAACUGCACAGGCAUGAUGUAGGUCUUGGAGGCAGUACUGAAAAUUUACCUCCAUUUCGUGAUGAACCUCGCAGGCCUCCAUGGGCUUAUGGAGAUUCAGGCAUAGAAGAAGGACAUCCAUUUGACUACAGAGAUGUUCCACCGUUAGAGCGCAGGAGAUUGGAGGAUUGGGAAAGUGACAGAUACUGGCCUGAACGUGACCGCCGGUAUCAUGAUGGUCCUCCUGAUCCAUAUGAGAGAGAUGAUUCACUAGCACAUCAUCGCCCAUUGCCCCCUCUUUCACCUCUUCCCCCUCUCCCUCCUUUACCUCCAUUGUCUGCAGACCUUGACAGGCGCAAACCACUUUGGGAUGACUGGGAAAGGCCAAUGGCUAGGGAGAGGGAGAUGGACAGAGAUCAGGACAGGAUCAGAAGACCCUUGGAUACGUAUGAUCGUGAAUUUGAAAGAGACUGGGACAGAGAUUACAUAAGACCACUGAGUGACAGAGAUACACUGAGUCGUGAUCUAGACAUACCUCCUCUCCCACCUUUGCCUCCCCUUCCACCACUUCCUCCUUUGGACAGGUAUCGUGAUGAACGAUGGAUGGAGGAUAGAGACAGAGAUUUCUAUGACCAAGAUCCUAGAGACAGAGGUGAACUUAGAAUCAGAGAGUAUCCUGAUACAUGGAGGGAGCCAUCUGACUUUCCUACUGACAGGAAGGAUUGGGAGAGGAAAAGACUUCCAGAGAAGUGGUAUCCAGAGGACAUGGACAGAUUCCCAUCUUUAGAGGAUCAUAUGGAACCGCCGCCUCUGCCACCACUCUCAUCUGACAUACUGGGAGAAGAGCCAAAUUCAACGUCUAAGCAGUCACUAGGAGGAGUAAUGGUCCUUAGUCAAAGGCAACAUGAAAUAAUCUUGAAGGCUGCCCAAGAGUUGAAAAUGUUAAGAGAACAGAAAGAACAGAUGCAGAAGAUUCAAGACUUUGUUCCUGAGCCUAAUCUGCCACCACAGGAAAUGGCCAGAGUCCAAAGUACAAGGCAGGAGAGCUUUCAGGCUUCUUCUGAAAUGCAGCCUGAAAUACCAGUAGAGGAACAACCCAUUACACCAUCUCCAGCUGUAAUUAUAAAGCCACCAGUCUUGUUUCGGAAGCCCACCCCAGCACCCAAGGUAACUACCCCUGUAGCAAGGGUUUCUGCCCCAGCAGUGAGGGCACCCGUUCCAGCCAUGAGGCCACCUGUGCCAGCCGUCAAGGCCCCUCUUCCCAUGGCCAGGCCUCCGGCUCCACCUGUGCAGCCAAACGCUCCAGCCCCCAUCUCAACUGCAGCAGCCACUCAGGUUUUGGCUCCUGUGGCGAAGUCGUCGCUUGCUGUGAACCAAGAGCGUUGGGACGAAGAUUCUUUCCAUGGACUUUGGGAUACCAGUGAAGAUAAAGGAAUGAAAUCAGAGUACGACUUAACUAAAUCAGAGCCCUCAUCAGUCCCAGCAGCCUUUGCAUCAGGUAUGCCACAGCAUUCCAAGCCACCAGUUAUUCAUCAGACUGUCGACUAUGGACAUGGCCAUGGCCGCGGUCAAGAUAUAACUGCCAGUAAAGGUGGACACAUUCCUUAUGGGGAGAGAAUAACUCUGCGACCAGAUCCUCAUGAGAGACAGUCUUUUUCAAAAGAGCCUCCAGGCCAGAGAGAUCGAUACGCCAAGGAGAGAGAUAGUUACUUUGAGCGACAAAAUAAUACAAAUACAGACCAUAGAGAUUUCAGAAGAGAACGAGAAUCCUAUAGAGACCGUAGUUCUGGAGACCAUGAACGGGAAAGAUUUGACAAAGAUCGUUAUCCUCGAGAAGACAGGCCAUCUCCUUCAAGAAAUCAAUCUUACCGUGACAAAGACCAUUCAAACUCAAGGAGGGGGGGAUUUGAAAGACAGUCGUAUGAAAGAAAACCGGAUCGUCCUCCAUAUGAUCAUGGGCCUGUGUUUGGAGGUGACAGGAGAAAUUACCCUGAGGAGAGAAUGCCUAUUUCUGCCCCAUCAAUACCCCGACAACCACCUCCUGCACCACGUGUAGAGAAGAAACCAGAAUCUAAAAAUGUGGAUGAUAUACUGAAGCCACCUGGACGGGAGAGUAGGCCAGAGAGGAUUGUCAUUAUCAUGAGAGGAUUGCCUGGCAGUGGAAAGACACAUGUUGCUAAACUCAUCAGGGAUAAAGAAGUGGAAUGUGGAGGAGCUGCACCGAGAGUGCUCAGCCUGGAUGACUAUUUUAUCACUGAAAUAGAAAAAGAGGAACGAGACCCAGAUACAAAGAAAAGAGUGAAAAAGAAGGUUUUGGAGUACGAAUAUGAAGCUGAUAUGGAAGAGGUCUACCGUGCCAGCAUGUUCAAAACCUUCAAAAAGACUUUGGACGAUGGGUUUUUCCCCUUCAUUAUCCUUGAUGCCAUCAAUGACAAAGUGCGUCACUUUGAGCAGUUCUGGAGUGCUGCAAAAACAAAAGGGUUUGAGGUCUAUGUGGCUGAAAUAAGCGCAGACAACCAGACCUGUUGCAAGAGAAACGUCCAUGGACGCAAGCUCAAAGAAAUCAACAGGAUGGCUGAUUAUUGGGAGAUGGCGCCUCGUCACAUGAUACGUUUAGACAUUCGUUCUUUGCUACAAGAUGCUGCUAUCGAAGAGGUGGAGAUGGAGGAUUUUGAUGCCAACAUUGAAGACCAGAAAGAAGACAAGAAAGACCCAGAUGAAGAAGAGAGUGAACUGGGUUACAUUCCGAAAAGCAAAUGGGAGAUGGAUACUUCUGAAGCAAAACUAGACAAAUUGGAUGGGCUGCGAACUGGUGCUAAGCGGAAACGUGAUUGGGAGGCAAUUGCCAGCAGAAUGGAAGAUUAUCUUCAGCUUCCAGAUGACUAUGAUACCCGUGCUUCUGAACCUGGAAAGAAGAGGGUGAGGUGGGCAGACCUCGAAGAGAAGAAGGAUGCAGACAGAAAAAGGGCCAUUGGUUUUGUUGUCGGACAGACAGAUUGGGAGAAAAUCACUGAUGAAAGUGGUCAUCUUGCUGAAAGAGCCCUCAAUCGCACCAAAUAUAUCUGAUACGAUUGUUUCAUGGGAUUUUUUUCCUACCUUUUAAGGUAAGUGUUAAGCCUCUUUUGUCUUUAAUG
Molecule: messenger RNA, 6884 nt
Organism: Euleptes europaea (tarantolino)
Lineage: Eukaryota; Metazoa; Chordata; Lepidosauria; Squamata; Sphaerodactylidae
Gene: YLPM1
Product: YLP motif containing 1
Exons: 20
Coding region: 1-6816 (2271 amino acids)
Biological process (GO): regulation of telomere maintenance
Cellular component (GO): nucleus
Source: RefSeq, a predicted model, not a curated record